Messenger RNA from Rhinichthys klamathensis goyatoka, 3659 nucleotides. Its product is annotated as zinc finger protein 107-like. The transcript has a single exon. The record is from RefSeq and is a predicted model, not a curated record. Bases 6 to 3245 code for a protein of 1079 amino acids. Gene Ontology annotation, molecular function: DNA-binding transcription factor activity, RNA polymerase II-specific; RNA polymerase II transcription regulatory region sequence-specific DNA binding. NCBI's taxonomy places the organism in Eukaryota, Metazoa, Chordata, Actinopteri, Cypriniformes, Leuciscidae. Gene Ontology annotation, cellular component: nucleus. Gene Ontology annotation, biological process: regulation of transcription by RNA polymerase II.
UUGAAAUGCACACUUCAAAAUCCUCUGACGUGGUAGGAGAAGAGCAAGUGCAGAUCCUUGAAAUGGACACUUCAAAAUCCUUCGACGUGGUAGGAGAAGAGCAAGGGCAGAUGCUCUAUAUGGACACGUUAAAAUCCUCCAACGUGGUUGGAGAAGAGCAAGUGCAGAUCCUUGAGAAUGACACUUUAAAAUCCUCCAACAUGGUAGGAGAAGAGCAAGUGCAGAUCCUUGAGAAGGACACUUUAAACGUGGCAAACCAUUCUGUGCAUGACAAUGAGAAAUCACCAGAAUCUUGUGAAGAAUCAACUGCAUUUAAUAAGAAAUCAAUCCUGAAGAUGCUAGCAUCUGCCUACAUGAGUCAUAAACAACCCGCCCAAAUGAAACAGAGGAACUUGCCUCCCAGAAAAGUUUCACCGAGAGCACCAAUGCAACCUGCAACUGCCAUGACGAUAUCAAAGCCAGAGCUACUGGAGGAUCUAUCAAAGAUGAAACAAGACAAUGUGGUCAAUGUGAAAAUUGGAAAGAUGUUGUCAAAGAAGGGGAAGAUUAUAUCCGUGACACAAACUCUCUGCCCCGUGGUGGUUCUUGAGACUCGUCAAAAACUUUUUGGCCGGGACAACGUUGAAGGCAAACUUCAGUGCAGGCUCUGCCGUCGGGUUUUCCAAACCGUAGACAGCUUGAUAAUGCAUCAUGCCUUGCACAAGAAAGAGAGAGUUAAGUUUUGUCUUUGUUGCCAACAGUUUGUGAUAACGGUAAUCUCUGUCCCAGAGAACCACGUCUGCUCUGAUGCAUUUUCUAGAAACUCUCAAUCUUUGGGAAAGAAGUCUGUGACACCUAUCAGCCCUACAGCUCAACAGUUGGAAAAAAUGUUCUACUGUUCUUUCUGCAAGCGUGGCUACACACGGAGGCACCGCCUCAAAAUUCAUAAAUGUCCUUAUAAAUCUUCUCUGAAAUCCUCGCCCACUGUUGCCAACCAACGUCACGUCAAACUCCAAAAUAUGGAAGAGUGCAAUAGAGCAAAGCAAGACUCAAAAACAAAUCAAAUGUCAUCACAGCAUAUAAAUAUUGGCGUAGGCACAGAGCCGAUAAAGAUGGAGGAACAGAAUACAGAAUUUUCAAUUGACAAGAAAAAUCAGACUGGGUUGAAGAUGCAGCGGAAGGAUCUGAUAAAUCCCCCAGAAACCCAUGAGUCCAUUUUUGCCAGUGUUUCUAACUCCAAACCAACUGAAUCAACUGAAAACUCUGUUGGAGUACCAAGCAAAAUGGUUGAAAUGAAAGUAGAGGAAAAAGGUAAAUUGGUUGAAAAGGAGUGGACCAUGCCAUUGGAUGAUGCUGAAAUUGAUGUACUAAUAGAUGUAGAUCAAAAGGACUCAGAUGAGGAUGAUUUGACUGACGUGGCUAAAGACGACUGUGAUGAAGAUCAGGAUGUUGUCAUUGUAGAGCUACCUGAGGACAAGGAAAUUAAUUCAGCAAUACCUAGUAAUGGUUUUCAGGUGCAUGUGACUAAUAAAGGCGUGAAACGGUAUGUUUGCAAUGGGUGCCAGAGAAGCUACUCUCGCUUAUUUACCCUAAAGGAGCACUUGAAGAUUUGCGAGGCGAGAAAGUUGGAAGAGCAAAAGGUUGAGAAUGCAUCAUCUGAUUUGCCUGGGCCAAUUAAACGGUUUCCAUGUCCUCAAUGUGGCAAGUUCUUCAGCCGCAAAGACAAUCUAAAUAAGCACAGAAAAAAGUGCCAUGCAACAAAAACGGAUUCAGUAGUAAGUUCUAGAACCGUGGAGUCUAAAACAACACCUGCAACUCAGGAAAACUUAUUUGUCCUGUCUCCAUCUACAGAAAACCAAGCAGCCCAACAGGAGAGCACUCAAAAUGCUAGCAGUAGCAGAAACUGGGGGAUCAUGUCACUUCCAUCUGUACUCCCAAGAAGGGUGACGUGCGAAUGCGGAGCCUCGUUCACUUGUCCUCGACUUCUCUUCGAACAUCUGCAGGUGCAUGCGCAGGAGUCUUACAUUUGUCCUCACUGUGGUGAGAAUUUGCAGUCGUGGAUGGACUUUGAAGCACAUCAGCAAUUGCACAAGCAAUCUAAAAUCCCAGCAAAUGAGCAAAGAGGUUCCCAGCAACAACCUCGUUCAUUUUCUCAAUCGGUACCAUCGCAUGCUCCGACUCGACCGCAACAAUCUAGAGGUUGUUCGCCGCUUAACAUAAAAGCACAACCGCCUGCACUCUUGUCACCUCAACAUGUGAACCAUAGGUCAUUUCCUGAGACAUUGACUUGCCAUAAAUGCAAAAAGAACUUCAGUCUCCGCAGUUCCUUGUUAAGACACAUACGGUUACGUUGCAAAGGUGAUACUGCAAGUCAGAGGAAACACACUUGCUCUCGUUGUGGCGCAACAUUCAACAACCCAUUGACCCUUAAAGUUCACAUUCAAAGCAACACCUGUAAACCCGCAUUUAAACCGAUUCGAUGUCCGGUGUGUGUGCGUUGGUUCAGUUGUCUAGAUGGGCUCAAGAGACACCUAGUCUCGCACAGCAGGCAAGCUGGGCUGACAUGUCAGAUUUGUGACCAUAAUUGUCCAACACCUCAGGCACUCGAGGAGCAUAAAAGAAAUGUUCAUGGAGUCAUUAACAGAAUGACGCCAGCGGAGGACACACCGGAACGGUUGCCCCAAGCAGGCACACAAAGCAGUGCAUCUACUCCUUUUCAAUGUCCUAUUUGCCUUCGCAGUUAUCCGAAGCUUCAAUCCCUGAAGGAUCACUUAAGGAAAGUUCAUCGGCCUAAACAGCCAAAUCUGGGUACCGUAGAACCUGUCCGUUCUGGCCAGUUUCAGUGUCAGAUAUGCGCCCGCUCCUAUCAUGACAUAAAAUCGUUGAAAAACCACAGAAGAAGAGUGCAUCGUAUUUUUAGUGCUGCGUUUCAGCCAUCGAAGGUAACUGAGCAAAACCGCACUCCCAAUCAGUUUCAAUGUCACAUUUGUGCACGCAGCUAUCCAGAUGUACAGUCCCUCCGAAACCACAGAAGGAGGGUCCAUGGUAUCGUGGGUGGUCUUGAGGUGUCGAGGGGCAUGGCUCAACACAAUCUGUACAAGUGUCAGAUUUGCCAACGCAGCUAUCCUGACAUAGUGUCCCUUAAAAAUCACACAAGAAGGGUACACCGCAUAUUAGGGCCAGUGCCUGAAACAUCAUCAUCAACAACAACAAAUGACACAGAAGAUGAUCUAGAGCAGAAACCGAUACCUUUUCUGCAUACAUAAAAGUUGGAUCUACUGCUUGCUUUCAUUGCUGCAUAUGCGAUCAAAAUGUAAUUAAAAAAAAGACGUUAUAAAGCAGAAGUUUGAAUACAUUUUUAAGAGUAGUGAAAAAUAAUUUUGAAUUGUUUAAAAUGUUUAAAAAAAAUUUCAUAUCUGAUCAGUAGUAGAAUUUUGUUUUGUCUUGUUAAUAUCAUAUUUGGCUUCCUCUGUAUUUUAUUGGUUUCCUUAAUUCAUCUAUUGAAUACAGAUUUUUUUUUUAAUACAGAGAUUUUUGGUGAAUGCACUGUAUAAACUAAAAAAAAAAAGUUUUCUGCCUUUUUUUAUUGUAGCCGUUGUGUAUUGUUAGUCUACUGUAAAUAAUACAUUCUGAUGUAAAGAUGUCCUACGUUGCAUCAAUAAACACAAUAGUGACACCUU